UAAUUUCGUGUAUAUUUGGCUUAUUCGUAUUCUAUUUAUAUUUACUAUUUAACUAAGUAUACCGUAUACGUCGAUUAUGAUUCGAAAUAAAUAAAUCAAUAUAAUUAUAAACAUGGAUAACACGGAAACUAAGACGCAACAAGAUGUUUCUAAGAAAAAUUCCUUUGACGAACUAUCUAAAGAGGAACUGAUUAUGAAAUGUAAAAACUUGCUUCUAAUUGCUCAAAAAGCAAGGCAUUCCAAGCAAGAGCUUCAAGGUGAAAUAGACCAAUAUAGAGUGAAGCAACAGGAAUAUGAAAACUCAAAGAAACAAUAUGAUGAAAAAAUUCAUACUCUCGAGGAACUUGCUAAUUCUCUUACUGAGCAGAAACUUAACUACAUAACUGACCUUGAGUCUGCCCAAAAUAAAUUGAAAAAUUUAAAUCAACAGUGUAUAAAGUAUGAAGAAGAAAUAAAAAAUUACAAAGCAGAUUUAGUGAUAAAGGAAAAGAAAUAUGCAGACUCAAUUAUCCAGUUAUCUGACCUAGACAGUGAAAAUAUAUCAUUUAAAAGACAAAAUACCAGACUUGUGGAGGAAAAUGAGCAACUUCUUAACCAGCUGUCUGAGUUGGAAACAAAGAUAGAAGAGUUCAAUAAUAUUGGACUACAGCAAAGAGAACAAUUGAAGGUGUUAGAAGAAAAACUCCAGUCAGAAUCUGCAUUUGAAGCAACAUUUAAAGAACUUAACGACAAAAUUGCUGAUCUAGAAAGUAAACUUAAAUCAUCAGAAAAUACUGAUGAAGCUAAGAAUAAAACAGUUGAAUAUGAAAAUAAGAUAAAGGAGUUAACACAACUAUAUGAGAAUGAAAAAAUCAACCAAGAAAAAUCUAGCAUUAAGUUAAAAAGUUACAGAGAUAAAAUAUCUAAAUGUGCUGCUUGUAUAUCUCAACUUAAAAAUUCCAGAUUCAUAUUAUCAAAAACAGUUAAAGAAUAUUCAGAAAACAUUCCUAAAUGGCAAAAUGACAUUAUCGCGGCAUCCGUCGUUUUAGAUGGCCAGUUAAAAAAGCUUACUGAAGAAAAUAAUAGGUUAAUAGAUAAGUUAGCCAUAUUAGAGGAGCAAAUAAAACAACAGACGAGUGUAACAGACUGUGAUGCUACAGUACCUACGUUAAAAGAAGAAGUUCAGGCCCUAAGAAACCAAAUUAUCCAAUUACAAAAUCAAAAAGGUAAUUUGGAACAAAAUAACAAUGAACUCGCAAAACAUUUACAAACUCUUAAAGAUAAUAUCCAAGAUAGUGAUAACAUAAAACAUGAACUGGAAAAACUAGGAGAAAAAUAUGAAGCUUUAUUGAAUAGGAACACAGAAUUGGAAAAGACAGAGACCAAGAAUGCAGAACUAAUUGACCAGCUACAGAAAAAAAAUACAAAUAAUGAAGUUAUGGAACAUUUGAAAUUACAAAUAAGAGCUUUGGAAAGUGAAAAAUCUACACUAGUCAAAGAAAAACUUAAUGCUAGGGACAUGUCUCUGGAAUUAGAAGGGAAAAAUAAUACCUUAACCAGUCAAGUACAAAAAAUGCAAAAUGAUAUACAUCAUUUGAACUUAAAAAUUAAUGAAUUACUAAAAGAGAACGAAGUUUUACACGAACGUGCAAAAUCUGAAAAAGAUGGACAAGUCAAUGUGUUAAAAUGUCAAGUGGCAGCUCUUCAAGAGCAGCAUGAUUUACUGAAAAAAGAGUACGAAAGUAUGGUCGAUAUUAAUGGAUUAUUAAGGGAAGAAGUUGAAACUCUGAAAUUAUCUUUAGAACAGCCCAAAGAUGAGUCCGAUAAUAUGUCUGAAGUAAAUGAAUCUUUGCAAACAGAUAUUGUAAAGUUGGAAACAAAAUUGUCGGCGUACAAACAGGAAAAUGCUUCACUUAUAGCCGAAGUUAAAGAAUCACGUUCGAAACUAAAAGAGUUUGAUAGUCUAGUAGCUGAAAAUGAAGAUGCAAAAUUAAAACUUUCCAGUUAUAAAACGGAAAACGCAGAGUUACUAAACGAAAUGAAGGAAAUAAAUCAAGUACUUAAAGAACGUGGAGAGAGUAUAUCUAAAUUACAAAAAGCUAUUGGGGAAAUGGAGAGGUUAAUCGAUACAUUAGAAAAAGACAGGGAUACCUCUAAUAAGGAAAAAGACGAACUUCGUAAAACAAUAGGAGUGUUAGAACAUGAUUUAACUAACGCAAAACAGAAAACUACUGAAGAGAGUGACAUAAGCCAACAGUUAUUGUCUGACAGAGAAAGUGCAAUAAAGAGCUUGGCUGAAAAAGACGCUGUAAUUUUGGCUUUAAGGGAAGAAAUAGAGAAACUUAAACAACAGUCUUGUUCUGCUGCGGACAUAAGUAAUGAAGAUAUGUCUACUUCAACGAUAUCUAAAGCGGAAGAAUAUUCCCGUAUGCGAGAUUUAGAUGAAACUUUUGAGGAAAAGUACACGAAGCUACGAAUUUUUGCUUUAAAACUAAAAAAGAAGUUGAAUGAAACCAUGAUGCAGUUGCAAAGCGCAGAAAAAGAAAAAGAGAAACUUACUAAGUUACUCGAAGAGACUUCUAAAACAACGGUAGCCUCGAAUGACGAGGUCGAUCAAGGGCACGCGGACCAGACUCAGCAGGAACAAAGAAACCAGGCUGUCAUAUCUGAACUCGAGACAAAAGUGCAAAGUCUCACUCUCUCUGUCCAGUCUAUGGAAAGUUCUACGAGUGAAUUACAGCUACUUAAAGGCGAACUUGCAAGUGUAAACCAGAGGUUAGAAGCUGAAAUAGAGGCACACAAGGCUACAAAGGAAAGCCUGGAUAAAGCUCGUCGUGAUGUUAAGAAAAAAGAUGUCCUUAGCCUAGAAAUGGAAGAUUAUGAGAAAUCAAUGAAAGAUUUAACUUCCAAGAUGCAAGAAAACAAGAAAAAAAUAGUACAGAUGGAGUCUACAAUCGAUACGCAAGAAGGAACCAUCGCCUCUAUGAAAGUACAAAUUAAUUUGUUAGAAGAACAAAUAAAAGCUGAAGAAACACAGAAUCGGUUGAUACGAGAGGAAUUACAGAAUGCUAUCGACGAAUCAAAAGAAAAGGACGAAGUCAUUCAAGCAAAAAAUAACAUCAUUGCAAAAUUAGAGCUAGAAGUCGAGGACCAGAAGCGGAAAAAUGAAGAAUCAAACCUUGAGACUACCUCUUUACUGAGUGAUAAAGAAAAGAUAAUCAUCAGUCUCGGCCAAGACAAGGCGGAAUUGAAUAACAAAAUGAAACGAAUAGAGUUCAAGUGCGCUGAACUAAAUGACCAAUUGAAUAUCACAAAAAUUGAGUUGGAGGAUUUGAAGACUGAACAUGCUAGUUAUAAGGUUAGAGCUCAAGCCGUGCUGCGGCAAAAUCAGACGGUAGACCACAGCCAGGAGGAGCGGCUGAAGGAAGAAGCCGCUGCGUUCAAGGCUCACAUCGAAACCCUUACGUCUAAACUGGCGACCGUCCAGUCGCAGUGCUCCGAGGCAGAGGAGGAGGCGGCGGCGGCGCGGCGGCGCGCGACGGAGUCUGCGGGCGAGCUGGCGCGGGCGCAGCAGCGGGCGACCCGGCUGCACGCCGACCUCGCGCGCCUCACCCACCAACUAGAGACCGAGCGGACGCACCACAAGCUACAAGUAUCAACACUUACACAAUGUUACAAGACGCAAAUGGCAGACAUGGAGGCGCGGCACCGCGCGGAGUGCGCCGAGCUAAGGAACCAGCUGACGAUCGCGCAGGAGACCGCGCCGCUGCCGCCGCCCGACCUCGACAACCGCAACUACGUGCCCGUCAUACCCAAGGAGGACAGCGACUCGGAGAUCGACAUCAAUGUGUCCAUGAUACCGAGAGAAGAAGGAGAGGGUUCAGAGUCGGCGCCAUCGCCACCACCAUCAAAAUACAAAGCCGAAGGGGCGAAAAGCGGCGCGCGUUCGCCGGUGCCGCUGGAGCGGCUGCUGGAGGAGGGCGUGCCCGAGGACGAGGCCUCCGACGCCGCGGCCCUCGGCCUCACGCCCGACCAGGAGAUCCUGGACCUGCGCCGCAAGCUGAUGUCGCAGCAGCAGAGAGUGAAACACGUGACCGUGCUGCUGUCGGAGUCGGAGCGGGAGUGCGCGCGCAUGGCGCAGCUUGCUGAGCUGCUGAAAGGCGAGCUGCGGCGCGUGCGCGGCGCCGCCGGCAACACCGCGCACAACGCCGAGUACAUGAAGAACGUCACGCUCAAGUUCCUGACGCUGCCUCCGGGUGACGAGCGCAGUCGGCUGGUGCCCGUGCUGCAGAAGAUCCUGUCGCUGACCAAUGACGAGACGAGCAAAAUUCAGGCAGUUGCUAAAGGAAUGGAUCCAAAUCCAAAAGGCUGGGGAAGCUACCUGCCUUGGCCUGGGGGAAAAUAGCGUUGUAUUUUUGUAGCCGUAUGCUUUGAUGAAAUUAGAAAUAAAAAUAAAAAGGUUAAUUAAACAAACAAAUUAAAUACUUUAAUAUAAAAAAUGUUAUAUUGGUUGUAGGUAUCGGUCAAAUUAAUUUCAAAAGUAUAUAAUUUUGGCAGUUAGUAAUUGUUUGAUCGAGAAAUAAUGUACUAUUUUGAUUAUGCUAGCCGCCAUGACGUGACUAUUAUCCGCGCCACUCUCCUCCAGUUAAUUACUCCUAAAUAUGAUUAUCAUGUGAAUAAUUACUGUUAUAUGGAACAACGCGCUAAACACGAAAUAAGGAGGAUUAAGGGGUAAACUAUAAAAACAAACUUUUUCAUUCCUAUUGCUAUUUUUAUUUAAGAAAUGUAUCAAUAUAAUGUACUUUACACUAUCUUUACGAGUACGUACAAUUGUCGUACAUAUAUCGUAACAUAUAGGUAUUUGUAUGAAUUUUGAACUUCUUUAAGUAAGUAUUAUGUAGUUGUUUUGUAUUAUAUACGUGUUACGUUCAGGAAAUCAUAUUUGUGUGUACGUGACCAUUUAUAUUUUAUUCGGCUUUACCAGUUUGUAUUUAAUAGUUAUUCUAUUAUUAUUAUAUAUUUUAUUUGCGAAAUUUAGCUGAUUAAAUUAUACUAUUUGAGGAAUUUAUUACUGUGUAGUGCAUUACUGGUCCCCUCGAAUAUUAAUAGGUAUUCAAACUUGUUUCAUUAUUAAAAUGAUCGCGGUCAUUAAGCAGUGACAUCAUUUUCAAUGGCAAAAAUGAUAAUAAACAUUAAUUUGAAUAAUAAAUGCCAUCAAGUUUGGAACCGGAUGUCUGUAUUACCUAAUACAUAUAACAAGUAUAGUGUCAGCCUGGUGAAUCUGCUUUCAAUUGCAUAUUACUACAUUAAAAUAUUGUGUUCGUCUCGAACUUAAUGCUUCAGGCGUUGUUCGUGCAUUUCAUAGUCUUAACUAUUACCACUAAUAAUAAACAUUAUAAUUAUAAUUUAGUUUUAGUUAAUUACUUAUGCAUACUGAUUUAGACUCAGAUACAAUAACCAGUAUUUACUUAAUGAAGUUAUAUUUUGUCGCAUACUAUAUUAAGCAUAUAUGUUUUCAGUACAUACCUACUUCAUAUAAACAUGUAGGUCAUAAUGGUAGUAAAGUCUUAACAUUGUAGAAACCUCAAGGAAACGAAUUAUAUCCCCUUAUUGUCGGAGGGUCAAAAUAUUAUCUAAAAUGUUUUUGUCCAAUUAGAUUACAUGGGGCUGAUUUAGACGGCGCGCUAACUCGCAUGCGAUUUUAGUUACAUUGCAAACUGUUGGUUACGUCCUAUUCAACCGACCGAUCAAAACCCGCAAUGUAAUGAAACUGGCAUGCGAAUUCUCGCAUCGUCUAAAUAGGGCUAAAGACAUAUUGUUAGUUCAAUAUAUUAACCCGGUCUCUUUUCUUUGCAAAACAUUGAUGUUUUUGCAAUUUUUAAGUUGUUUCUUCACUUUAGCUAGUUGGUUAGACUCAACAUUUGACUGAAGGAAAGAAGAAAAGAUGCAUAGAAGGGAUGAGGUUGAAUGGUAAAUAUUAUAGACGUGAAACGCAAUAACAUCGGACCAAGAUAUUGGACAGAUGGAAUACCACCCUAAGCAAUAUAGGUAAACAACAACUCGAGCUAACUUGUAUCAUAAAUACGGCAGUUCAUCUCCUGUGUGUUUCGGUACUAAUGAAUAAUGAUUUAGAUAUCAUACAACACAGAUGAUAUUAACCUUUUGGACGCCAAUGACCGAUAUAUCCGCACCGCAGGUCCAACGCCAAAGACCGAUUAAUCGGUCACAGAUCACAGAGCAACAUAGACCUACGUGCAUAUGCAUAAAGUUCAAUUUCAGUUUUAACACUUCGGUGACGUGGCGUCCCGAGUGCAGCUUUUAUGUUUUGACACGGCUUCGAAAAGGUUAAAACGCAUUGACUUAUAUUUAUAAAGACGGGCACUAAGGCUAACUAGCCAAUUGUGCAGUCUAACGCAACUAGUUGCUGAUGCUAAACCCUUUAACCAAUAGCGUCGUGCCGGUAGACUGCCGCUGUACUUUCCCCAUUCUUAGUGCCUGUAAGUAAUGCUCUAGUUUCCUAGGAUAGCGGUGCCGUCAUAUAGCGGCCGACUCCAUACUAAAUAAUACGGCUAAAUAAGGAUGUCGUAGUAUUUGUAUGGAGACGGCACCGCUAUCCUAGGAAACUAGAGCAUAAGGCCCAUCUUUAUAAGUCAAUGGCAAAAUGUAGGUGGUCACGAUCAGCUAUAGGUGUCUGGAAAUUUAUUACAUAUUAUUUCAAAAACACAUACCUACCUACUAAAGUGCGACAUAAAAUAGAAGAAAAUAAAGUGGAACUAACAAAAACCAUACUAAAUUGUUGCCAUGUUUAAGCAUUUUACGUCAAAAAUGUGCCAGUUACAUAGAAAGUGGUGCCCUCAUUUAAUUUCUACUAUUUUAUUUUAUGUCGUACUAUACUAAAUACAAAACAGUUUGUUUAAAUAAUUAUAAGAAAUGUACCUAGAUGAAAUAGAUUUAUAUUUAUUUAUAUGUAGAUAGAUAUGUGAGAAGAGCGUAUGUGGGGCACCCGGGCGGAAACGUCCGUCCGGGCGUCCCAGAUACCGCUGGAGUGACGAAGCCGAAAAAGACCUGUCCGCCCUCGGGGUACCCAACUGGCGCGAAGUGGCGCAUAAUAGGGCAGAGUGGCGCUCUCGUGUCAGAGGCCAAGAUCCUCUUUGGGUCACUGAGCCAGCGAUGAUGUAAUAUGUAGAUAAAUAAUAAAACACUUCUGCAAUUCAGAAU
Messenger RNA from Cydia fagiglandana, 7197 nucleotides. RefSeq names its product GRIP and coiled-coil domain-containing protein 2-like. Lineage: Eukaryota; Metazoa; Arthropoda; Insecta; Lepidoptera; Tortricidae. The record is from RefSeq and is a predicted model, not a curated record. Bases 113 to 4384 code for a protein of 1423 amino acids. The transcript has 15 exons.